ACAAAGGAGGUGCUGCAGGACGCGACAGAGUUCAGACCUGAGGCGAGCCCGGAGCUGUCUGCGGUGCUGAACAUCUGCUGCAGCUGCUGCAGGAUCAUCAUCAUCAUCAUCAUCAUCAUCACACCGAGUCUUCACGUGUGCUACAAAGAAUCUUGAUGAGUGAAUCCCGAAAUGAAGAUCUUCCCAAGGAUGAAGAUACAAACAACUAACUGCAACACGGCCAAACCAUUCAAGUGAUUCAAUACAAAAACGUUCUCUGAAAUACUACGAGGCGGAUCAUUAACAGUCUGCAAGCACUUUGAUUGAUCUAUGGAACAUCUUCGGCCACUCGACUGAGAUUUAUACAUCACUUUGUAAUCACAAUAAAUGCUCCUCCAGGGCUGCGACUGGAUGACACUUAAAAUAUUGACAAAUGAACUGAGGGCCAUGCAAGAUGAUUUAAAUCUGAAGUAGUGACCUCAGCAUUUGCAUUGUUAGCUUCUCUCGAGAACACACUAGUCUAUGUGGGAGAAAGUGAGACACAUGAACAGCAGCAGCCAGUUAAAUCUAAUUAAACCACACUGAACAUGCCUCGGCUUGCCGCUCUGCUCACCAGAGGGCUUAUUAAUUUGCACUGCUGAUUUCUGCAUGAAAAAUUUCUUUGGCCUGUGGAUUGUGGGAAACACUGUGGUUGAGUUCAAUCGGUUGACAUCUACCAGAUUUCACUAUGUGAUCUCCCUCUGGCUUUAGAAAUCACCCUCAAUAACAAAGAUGACCCUGCAGAUCCAUGCCUUCCCUCAUAGCAUCUGACUGCAUAUUAAAACUCACGUGGUAAACGUCUUCUAACUUCAAACCAUUCCCUCAUUUCAAAGAUGAGUGACACAAACUAUUGGGUCGUGGACUAUGAUCUCUCCUCUUCUGCACCGCCCGGGUUUCCCAGAGGCCCGACGGGGCUGGAGCCCACAGCAGGACACCCCGAGCAGGGAACAGCCCUGUGUUUCGUCGGCCUCCUUGUUCUGCUGCUGCUCUUUCUUGUUGUUCGCUGCGUGCGUAUCUUGUUAGAUCCUUACAGCAGCAUGCCGGCAUCAUCAUGGACAGACCAUAAGGAGGGACUGGACAGAGGACAGUUUGAUUAUGCCUUGGUGUAAAGAUGAGGAGUAGACUUUUGACUGAUGUUGUGUGAUCUGCUAAAAGCUUCUAGUGUUACAAAGUUUCUGAAGUUUUUGAAGAUGAUUGAAGCAGCAGUAUGUUACAGUGUGUUUGCUGUUUGGUUGGAAUAAUGCAAGCUGUCAAGAUAACAGCAUAAAAACCUCUAAACAGUAUCUGUAUAUGCAGCAGUGCAGAGACAAAAGGAGUGGACACACCAGAAGUCCUGCAUCCAUUUUCAUUUACAGUACUUCAUGAAUUAUCAGAGACUUAUGGUGUGGAUGAUGUUACACUGUAGCUUUUAGAGUGACAAACACUGCAGGAGGAUAACGAACAGUAUGGCAGCAUUACAUUUAUCAUGUCAUUUUGUAAUUCUAUAAUGUUUUUAUAAAUCCCAGAGCUGAAUUAUAAAUAGAGAGCAGAGCUGCAGCAAGAGAGGUCCUGAUUGAAUAAAAAAGAAAUUAAAUGAGUUUAGGGCAGACAUGGAAGUCAUUUAGACAGAACUGAUACGUGCUGUUAGUGCAAAUUCAGAGAUGAGACAGUCAACUUUAAAUUACUGUUACAUCUAAAAAUGACAUUCCCUCUGCUGCUUUUGUUACUGAGCUUUUUUGCAGUUCAAGCUGAACCAAAAAUGUAGAUGUCAUAGUUUGUCUGAAACUGGAAACCUUUUUUGUAAAAUUAUUUGUAAUGUGAGCAAUGCUUGAUAUUGUGAGGCAUUUGUAGCACCUCUAAGAUAAUCCUCAGGUAAAAAAAAAAAUAAAAUAAAAAACUGACCAAAGCCUCUAUAAUUUGAGGGAAUCACUUAAAUUGUCUGUGAUUUGCAUCAAUUUAUUUUCUUUUAAACUCACUGUGUCCUAAAUUUCAUUCUUAUGCCACUCUGAAAUCUAAAGUUUAUAAUACAUAACAGUUAAUACAGCGUAUUUUAUUUGGGGUUGUGCUGUUUCAUGUCGCUCUCCCUUUAAGAGGCUUAUGAGGCUCAGUGCAGGGGGUCACAGCGCUGACCUAAUAUGUGUCAUAUAAAGUUAUGAUUAUGAAAUGCAUGUACACCAAGUUCCUCCGCCUAAUCCUUUUUGCCUUUAGGCCCCGUCCAGUGCACCAGCCAAAUUUGUUCAACAGUGCCUGUAGAAAUAUGAGAAAAGUUCAAAUCAAUUUCUUACUAAUGAUCAAUGAUAAUCUUACCGCUCCUUUUGCUGCCACUUGUUUUGUAUUAUUGUUUCUGCCCUUAUUAUUAUACCAUAAAGUCCUUGGAAAUGUGGCUAUGAAAGGCUCUUUAUAAAUAAAGUUUAGUAUUGAUAUUAUAUGGUGACCAAAAGUCUGUUUAUUAAUACCAAACUAUUGUAUAUACUUCCUGGAUGUAGAUUCUUGCUUGUAAGAAGUAAAUAUUUUCCUAAUGUUUUUUUG
Messenger RNA from Larimichthys crocea (large yellow croaker), 2526 nucleotides. RefSeq names its product cortexin 1 (gene ctxn1). The transcript has 2 exons. NCBI's taxonomy places the organism in Eukaryota, Metazoa, Chordata, Actinopteri, Sciaenidae. The coding region runs from base 852 to 1127 and encodes 91 amino acids. The record is from RefSeq and is a predicted model, not a curated record.